AUGCUCCUUUACAACUUCUUCGCUGGGCUUGCGGUGGCCGCUUCGACGGCGAAUGCGUAUUCGUACGUCACGGUAGCGUCUACUAGAACAACGGUCGCAGGGACACCAACAGCAACAGCGACGCCCACGCCCACCUCCCUUUCACGCACAACCUCGGCCUGCGUCGGAUGGAGCUGUGGCGCAAGUACAAGCUGUCUUCCGGCCACAACCAAAGUCGUUUACUCCAUCUGCGACGAGAGAUGCCUCGGCAAGUCAACCACCACCUCGACGUUUACGACUCGGCCACCGCCUAUCACUGCCACGGUACCUUGCGGUGUCAAGUAUCUAAAAAGGGCACUGUAUGUGGAGGAUGAGCCAGAACUGGAAAAGCGAUGGACGUGA
This is a messenger RNA of Serendipita indica DSM 11827, 381 nucleotides long. NCBI's taxonomy places the organism in Eukaryota, Fungi, Basidiomycota, Agaricomycetes, Sebacinales, Serendipitaceae. The record is from the annotation of a GenBank genome assembly.